Molecule: messenger RNA, 2260 nt
Organism: Tribolium castaneum (red flour beetle)
Lineage: Eukaryota; Metazoa; Arthropoda; Insecta; Coleoptera; Tenebrionidae
Gene: mtsh
Product: mitoshell
Exons: 8
Coding region: 278-2260 (660 amino acids)
Source: RefSeq, a predicted model, not a curated record
ACCAACCUUUUUUGAAACAAUUUGCGGGAAAAAUAAGAAACACAAGCUUUAAUCAAACACUUUUCUAUUUGAUUAGGUGAUUAUUAUCGGCACAAAUCAUUUUUUUUUUCGUGAGAAAAAAUUAAUAAACGCUAUCAUAUUGGCGUUGCUAUGACGAUCCUGAAUCCAUCAAAACAAACAAAUUUUUUUCGUACGUCAAAUCCGUGUUUGAAAUGUUGUGAAAAAUGUUAUUUUAAGAAUUAAUUAGUGCAAUUUUAUAACUUUCCCAAGUUAUAUAAUGGAUCAAAACCGUCCUGACGUGAACGGGAAUCAUCAACAAAACGUCCAUUUGCACAUGCAUCACGUAUGCGCUUGUCAAAGCCUCUACCCCACCACUUACUACCCUCCGAUCAGUUAUCGCACCCCUUUAAUCCCUUACGCUGCUGCACCUCAAACUGUUGCGCGCCCUUAUCUCCAACAUUAUCAAUACACUCAAUUCAACGUCGGCAGUCAAUACAACAUGCCAAUGACACAAUUAUCAUCCACAUUCACUGGAAGCACCCCUGGUCAUCCAGGGCCGGAUUCAGCCGUCGCCAUCCCUAGCCGCGAUCGACGUGAAAAGGGGGAUUCCCAAGACAGCGUUCCCGAUCCGGAACGAACUCCUCCGGAACCACCCGAGUUUGAAUUUGGUGCUGGUCCUAUCAUUCCCCCAGUAAACGAGCUUUUUUUCAUGAACAACUCGGAGGACUUCCAGAUGAACACUGAUAGUUUUAUUAAGUUUCUGGAACGUAGUUGUUUGACAGCCGAACAAAUUGCGUAUAGAAAUCGCAACAGGCCGUGCUUUCGCAAUAUACAAAAUUUGUGUAUUCGGACAAGAUCGGAGAUACUCAAGCCGCGAACAACUAUUUCAAAUAUACACUCACAGGGGAUCCCCUGGGCCACAAAGGAUUUUAUUUAUGCAUUUGUCAGACUCACCAACUGUUGGCAUAUACUGAAGGGUUAUUGGGAGAAUCGUGAAGGCUCGGCUUUGGGAAAAAUUGAAAAAGAGUUAACUCCGGGUUUUAAAGCUUGUUAUGUAAGAUGGGAAAGAGAAACGGUUGAGUUGGCUACCGAAUUGACAAGGAUUUUUUAUAAUCUAGACGUGAAUCAAAGCAAUCCUAGUCCCACAGUUAACGUACAUACAGCAAACAAUUUGAUCCCUCCUCAGGUGAGUCUUCUAAAAACCGGCGAAACGAAAAAAACUACUGCAAGUAGCGAAAGUGCCACAACUCCAACUUUAACUAAUACAACUUCAAAUUCGAGUAAGAACGUCAGAGGAAUACUUCAUUUACCUUCAACGUUGUCUACAGAGACUGUAGACCAAGGGAAUCAAACGUGCUCUGGUGAUUUUUGUACCAAAUCUGAUGAUAAUGACUCAGACGAGGAAAAUGCAGUUGUUUACAUGAAACCGGGAAGUUAUCGAGUUCCCAAAAAAUACAAAAAUAAAGAAUUAUCAAUCAUCAAUAAAAAUAACAGCCCUCGCGUUAUUGAGUUUCUUGAAACGGCCCAAAAUAUCACAAAAGGACUCGAAGCGGCCAAUGAUAAGUAUUGGGUAAAAGUCAAAACCUCAGCUAAAAAACCUGAACAAGUUAAGUCGGAAAUUGACGAACCGAUGGAGAGUGAGAUGAAUUCGGAAGUGUUUUUCAAUGUACACGAGUGGCUCUCUAAUAGUAAUUUUUCUGAUUAUGGAGACCGAUCAAGCUCUUCAACUUCACCUCCGAAACCGGCUCAGUUUUUUCCCGACCUUUUGGACGAUACUUCUUCCAAUCUUGAAUCAGAUACGAUACCGUCACGGACUUAUCGGAGAAAGCCCGAAACUUUAAGUAUUAUGGUCUAUGAAAUGAAAAGUGGAGGUCUAACUAAAAAAGCUAAGACAAUCCUUGAAAAAAUCCUAUAUGAGUUGAAAGGCACGGAGUUGGCAGGAUUAUUGACCGAAUGCGUGAUGGACGGUCCAAAUUUGGAUAUGGUUCAGAAAAAUCUUAUUAGAGAUUGUUACAGAUAUGUGAACGAGUUUGUGAGAGAUUUGCGUCAUUUGGUGAAUAGUGCCAGUCAACAUUUCAAAAAAUGUGACCAUACGGAGGACAAACUGAAGAUGUUUUCGAAAAAAUUAGAAACUUUGCUUGCUGAAUACUUCCCGAAUUAUGAUUUCGGGUCGAUAAAUGGGCACAGAGGCGAAAAAGUUGGCAAGUUGAAAUUAAAAAAUUGCUUGUUUGACGGUGACGGUGACCAUUUAAAAAAUUGA